Messenger RNA from Periconia digitata, 439 nucleotides. NCBI's taxonomy places the organism in Eukaryota, Fungi, Ascomycota, Dothideomycetes, Pleosporales, Periconiaceae. The record is from the annotation of a GenBank genome assembly.
GCGUCGACUUGCUGGCUCCAACCCCAACCAUGACCCACCAUGACCCGCCGUUCCGCCUUGUCCAUGUCCUUGUCCUAGUCCGCUAGCGAUGGCGCUUGCUCUAUCCACCUUCGCACACCACGGUUGACGCUGGUCAGCAUGCGAAUGGCCGUGGCCUCGCCCCAUGCCUGACGGACUGCUGGCUGGCUGCAUCGUCGCCCACGGGCCAGACUCUGCCGUGUCUCCCUGCUUGCUCGCUCGCUCAGUCCCCAGAUCGAGGGCCACCACUGACUGCCUCUUGCCAUGCUGCACUUUUAUUAGCCUCCAUGCUGUCGAAUCAAUGCCGAACCGCCGUUUGCACAUCCUCGCGUUCCAGUCCUGGAAUCGGUUUGGCGCUGCCCGCUCCGUACGAGUUCCACGUCCCGAGAGCCGAACGCACCCCCCGUUGCAAACUUAUUAA